This is a messenger RNA of Labeo rohita (rohu), 5645 nucleotides long. Its product is annotated as sodium/potassium/calcium exchanger 3. Gene Ontology annotation, cellular component: membrane. Bases 369 to 2168 code for a protein of 599 amino acids. The record is from RefSeq and is a predicted model, not a curated record. The transcript is spliced from 17 exons. Gene Ontology annotation, molecular function: calcium, potassium:sodium antiporter activity; calcium channel activity. Gene Ontology annotation, biological process: intracellular calcium ion homeostasis; calcium ion transmembrane transport. NCBI's taxonomy places the organism in Eukaryota, Metazoa, Chordata, Actinopteri, Cypriniformes, Cyprinidae.
CUGGCAAGAGCCGCCCUCAAGUGGCAGCGGUGUGAUUUGUGUGUGUGAGCGACAGAGACGGAAAGAGAGGGAGAGAGCAAAAGAGGGUACCAUUUACAACCAUCUAUCCAAAUCCAAUGGCAUGUGAGCGCAUUUGCGUGCUUUGAAUCAGAUGAUACCUGAGCACCUACACGACAGGUCUGCGCGCACGGUCAGCUGAACGAUGCGUCUCAAUAGUUCGCAACAGCGCAGCGUUGACUGUGAUGAAGAAAAACGAGGCAACCCAAAAGUUUAGUUUAGUAAGAAGGUAGUUAUCAGCCCCGCCUUAAAACAGGAGGAAUCUGUGGCGAUCAUGUUCUGAGUGAGAGGUGCGGAACAGACGGUGCAGGAUGAAGUCGGUGAUACGGAGCGCCAGACGGCGGCCGUUCCGGCGCUUCUGCUGCUGUGGAGUCGGGCUUCUCGCGGUUGUGUGGCUCGCACAGGUCCUGCAACUGACAGAGAUCAAGUCUUCAUGGCCAGAAACAGAGUUUCCCAGGCGCAGGGUCCUGCAGUAUGGAGUGGAAAAUCAAACAAUUGACACUCCCAGAGCAGCAAUUCAUGAGUUCCCUGAGGACAUUUUCACCAAAGAGCAGCGCAAGAGAGGAGCCAUACUACUGCACGUGCUGUGUGCAGUCUAUAUGUUCUACGCACUGGCUAUCGUUUGCGAUGACUAUUUUGUCCCGUCGCUGGAGAAGAUCUCAGAGAAUCUGCAGCUGAGUGAAGAUGUGGCCGGAGCGACUUUCAUGGCUGCGGGAAGUUCAGCUCCCGAAUUGUUUACUUCCUUAAUUGGUGUGUUUAUCACGAAGGGAGAUGUCGGCGUCGGCACCAUUGUUGGGUCGGCUGUCUUCAACAUACUGGUCAUCAUUGGAGUGUGUGGUAUCUUUGCCCGUCAGACGGUGGCCCUGACAUGGUGGUCUAUGUUCAGAGACUCGCUGUACUACAUCCUCUCAGUGCUGGCCUUGAUUUUGGUUAUCUAUGAUGAAAGAGUUGUAUGGUGGGAAUCAAUGCUACUGAUCUGCAUGUAUGGAGUUUACAUCCUUAUCAUGAAGUUUAACAGUCAGAUUGCCAGCUUUGUCCAGAGGUCAUGUGGCAAUCCAGGUCAAUGUUGUGUCAGGAGACAAACGUCCAGAGAUAAAGAGGCUGAUGAAGCGGGAGCAAACGGCAACACUUCUAUGGUGCUGUUAAGGAAAGCUCCAGCAGGUUCAGGACAGGAGUCUUCAGUAGUGAUGGUGGAUGAGAUGCUCAUCAUGAGGCCACACCAGCUCUCAUUCCCAGAGGCUGGACUGCGUGUCAUGAUCACACCACAUUUCUCUCCACGCACCCGUCUGAGUAUGGCUGGACGCAUGCUCAUCAGUGAGAGACAGAGACUGCUGCGGGAGAAUAGGAUGAGCAGGACCUCAGUGAAGACGUUUGGUUCUAGAGGGAUAGUGAACGGAGGAAGUGUUGAGGCGCAGCAGACACCUGAGGACACAGAAAUGAUGGAUGGUCAGAAAGGAGUGAAGGUGGAUGUGGAAAACUCUCAACCUGAAGAAGAGGAUGAGGAUGGGGACGAAAUGUUCAGACCUCUCCAUUUUCCUGCGGGCUACUGUGCGCGUCUGAAGUGGCUUGUGUCGUGGCCGCUGGCUGUUCUGCUGUACUACACAGUGCCUAACUGUGUUUUGCCACGUUGGCAUCGCUGGUUCAUGGUCACCUUCAUUGCAUCAACCCUCUGGAUUGCUAUUUUUUCCUACCUCAUGGUGUGGAUGGUCACAAUCAUCAGCUACACACUAGAUAUUCCUGAUUACAUCAUGGGAAUUACUUUCCUGGCUGCUGGCACCAGUGUACCCGACUGCAUGGCGAGCCUUAUUGUCGCCCGCCAGGGAUUGGGGGACAUGGCAGUGUCCAACUCCAUCGGCAGCAAUAUCUUUGACAUCCUGUUGGGACUGGGCUUCCCCUGGGCUCUGAGGACACUAGUGGUAGACCAUGGAUCAGCAGUAUCCAUCAAUAAUAAAGGCCUGGUUUAUUCUGUCAUCCUGCUGCUCGCAUCAGUCUUCCUCACAGUCCUGAGUGUGCAUCUGAACGGCUGGAAGCUGGAUCGGAGACUAGGUUUUGGGCUCAUGCUCCUUUACUCCAUCUUUCUGCUCUGCUCCAUCCUCUUCGGUCAGCUCUAGAGGCAAUGACACUCUUCAGCGCAUUCUUGAUUUGGUUUUAUUAUUAUAGUGCUUUUACUGUAGAUCAGGUACUAAAUCUUGGCAGAUUUCAUGCCUGAAUACAGUGUAGCACAAGAGGAAAUUGUGUGCACUACAGAAACAACCUCAGAAUGGUUUUCAAGAUCCGGUCAGUCCUUUGUUCUGUCCACAGCAGGAACGGUUAUGGUUUUUGAAUGUCUAAUUAAGCACUGCUUCAUGCUGGAAGGUUUACUGUAUAAUAUAAUAGUUUCUGUCUUCAGUCGGCUCAGGAUGCUGACGACUUACAGAAACGCUUAAGUAUUUCAAACAGGCACUGUUUACCUGCUUAUGACUUCAGUAAUUCUUCUUGGCAGUAUUUUACCCUUGUGAAAAAGAAGUACAUUUUGGUGUACUUGAAGACAUAUUAUGAGGAAAAAAAACAUACUUGAAGAGUUUAAAGAGUACUUAAUAUGGAAAAAAAUACUUUAAGUGAAUACACAUACUUUUAUUGCAUGUUAUUUGCAAUGAAUAAAAUUGAGUUGUAGUUUAAAUUUUUUUCCAAAUGCAAUUAGUUAAGCUUAGGAGUUUUUUUUUACCUACUUAAGUAGGAUUAAGUGCAUCUUUAUAUGUAAUUUGAGAAUUACUUCUGUUGUCUUUAAAAUAUGGUAAAGUAUUGUGAAGUAUUUAAAUGUUCGUAAUUACACAUUUGUUGCAAUCUAGUAUGUUUAAAAUUACAGUCAAAUAUAUUAUAUGUAAGAAGGAAGGACAUGAUGUGUGGCCAAGUAUGGUGACCCAUACUCAGAAUUUGUGCUCUGCAUUUAACCCAUCCAAGUGCACACACACAGUAGUGAGAAGUGAACAAACACGCACACACACACACACACCACAGUUGGGGGAUCGGUGCCUUGCUCAAGGGACUCACCUCAGUUGUGGUAUUGAGGGUGGAGAGAAUGCUGGUUAUUCACUCCCACCACCUUCACUCCCUGCCAGACCUGGGACUCAAACCCACAACCUUUAGGUUAUAAGCCUGACUCCCUAACUAUUAGGCCACGGCUGCCCCCAUACUUUGGUAUGUUAGUCAACACAUCAAAAUAAGUAUACUUUCUUUAAAGCAUGACAAAAGAUUAAAACAAUGAUUUAAAAGUAAAUUUGAUAUUAUUACAGUCACUUUUUAAAAGUCUACUUAAGUCUGUUAAUAAACAUUCACUUAAGUGCCCUUUUAUUUCAUGAUUAGCAAGUAAUUUUUCAAAAAUACGCUUUUAAGAUUUGAAGUGUACUACAAGUGCACUGAAAACAAUUUCUUCUUCAUAACUUCUUUUUCACAAGGGUAUCCCUGUUGCUAUGUUCUGAUUGGCUGAGCUGCACUGUAAGUGCACCAAUAGAGAUUAUACCAGCACAGGGAUGUUUCACAGUUUGUAUUACUUUGCCAGUCUAUUAUAGCCUAUGUAUGCAACCCCUCUCACUAUUGAAGAAAUGAAAAACCUGUAGUGUAGCUGGACCGAAGUGAUUACAAAAUGCUUUAAGCAUGAAGGGAAAUCUCUGUUGUUCAGCCUUAUUACUGUUACCUGAACUUUUUUUUUAUUGUUUAGAGGAAUAGUUUACCCAAAAAUGAAAAUGUGCUGAACAUGUACUCACUCUCAGGCCAUCCAGGAUGUGGAUGAGUUUGUUUCGUCAUCAGAUUUGGAGAAAUGUAGCAUUACAUUUCUUGCUCACCAAUAGAUCCUUUACAGUGAAUGGGUGCUGUCAGAAUGAGAGUCCAAACAGCUGAUAAUAACAUCACAUUAACCCACAAAUAAUCCACACCACUCCAGUCCAUCAAUUAAUGUUGUGUGAACAGAAAGACUGCGUGUUUAUAAGAAACAAAUCCACCAUGAAUACGUUUUUAACAAAAAAUACAAAAAAGACCAAAAAGGAACAUAUUCCUUAAACUACUGCACACGCAACAACACAAAUAGCCUUAAAUUGUUUCUUUAACUAUUGUUUUGUUGAAAUUCUGAUCACUAGUUUGUGAAUUAUAGUUAGUUUACCCAAAAAUGAAAAUCCAAACUUACGUAAUUUAUGUUCUUUGGUGGAACAUAAAAGAAAAUCUUUUAUGAAAUGUCUCUCUGUUCUGUUUAUGUCUUUACUAUGAAAGUCAGUGGUCCCCAAAACUAUUUGGUUACCAAAUUAAUCAAAAUAUCUUCUGUUGUAAUAGAUUCAUUUUUGGGGGAACUAUCCCUCUAAGAAUCAAUUACCACUCAUCACACAAUAGUAAACUAGUAUAAAAGACCGUUAAAGUUUAUUAGACGAUAAAGGUUAACCAAACAGAUAGCUUGCCAGUAAAUUACAGAUCAACUAAUUUAUUGCUGUUGACUUAUGGUCAUGUAAUCACAAUGUCAGCAUGUAGUCCAUGAAAAAGUAACUGUACUCUGAUUACUUGUUUGUUUUUUAAAUGUAUUCUAAUUACAAGUAUUUGGUUUUUGAUUAUCAGAUUAUGUAAUAGCACUGGUUAUAUAAAGACUGUUUGUUUCCUGUAGUUAUUGACAAAGUAAUCACGUUGUGGUAAUUCUGUCUUUAAUCUGUUUGCACUGACUGUAGCAAUACUUCUGAAUUCAUAGACUGAUAAUUUGUCUUUGAUGAUUUAUGUACGUGUGGGAAUAUUUGUAGAAACAAUAGUUCUUUUAGCAAGAAGCUAAUAUAUAUUUAAACAACAACAACAACACAGGUUUGCCUGUAGUAGUAAUUUAAUGUGACCGUAUUUUUGAUAGUUGUUUUUGGAUGUUUUUAAAAAGAGGUUUGUAACUGGUUGUUAUAGAAUAUAAUACAUGUGUACUGAACCUUUUUAGUGAAAUUUAAGAUCUUCCCCUAAAAAUGGUUCAUUUUAAUAGUUGUAAAUGGAAAAUACAAUGUUUAUAGUAUUGAAAAAAAAAGAAAUAUUUAGGGUUAUUUGUUAUUUAUAUAGAUUUAGAGUUGUUUGUUAAGUAUGAGAGUACAAAAAAUGAAAUAUUUACUGUUUAUAUUUAACUACGAUUUGCCUAGUUUUAUAAAGUCUAGUUGAAGUGUUUUUAACAUUUCUGUAUUAUUACAUAGAAAUGGAUAUGGUGUGAGUAGUGUUGUCUUUUAGACUGAAGGAAAAUCAAUGAGUCUAACAUUAAUGUCUGCUCUAUGCUCUGCUAAAAGAUCGCUAAACAUAUUUGAGACCUCCAACUAUUGAUGUUCACAUCUUUUAAUAUGAAGUAUACGGUUGUACACUUUCACUACUGAUACCAGUUUGUAUGUAGAAAAGCAGUCUGUUACUUCUGUCCUGUGAGAUUCAACUAAUUUUGUAUGAGUGAUAAUACUGAGAUUUGCAGAAUGAUUACUGCAAUCACAAAACAGUGCUGUCACUAAAUAAUAAUUAUGGUGGAGAGGGGAAAAUCAAAUGCUUCAUGGCUUUUCCAAAAAUGUAUUCUGUACAAAAAAGGCUGUUCUUGUGUGCAAUAAAAGGUGCAAUAAUAAGAA